AUGACAUCGGAUCCAUCUGAUGAUCUUCGAUCACUUACGUUACAGGAAAAUCGAAGACGUACAUCGACGAAUCCAACAUCCCGCCGCCAUCAACAUCGUCCUAAUUCUCAACCGAAACGAGCUGCGACUAUUGAUCAUGAAGGACCUGAAGAAAAACUUCGAAUUGUCGUUCUUGGUGCGACGAAAGUCGGGAAAACAUGUCUAUGUCAGCAGUUCUUAGCAGAAAAAUUUGUUAUUGAACAUAAAGAAACAGUCGACGAAAUGUAUAGCGCUGAACUCGCACUUGUUGAUCGCCAUAUUAUAUUAGAAAUAUUAGACACAGCUGGAAUCGAUGAAUUUCCUGUUAUGCGGCGUUUAGCGAUUGCUCGUGGCGAUGCAUUUCUCAUUGUUUAUGCUGUCAAUGAUGCGUCUUCAUUUGAUAUUGCUCAACGAAUGUAUCAACUCGUCUUAGAAAUCAAAGGUGAUCUAGUCUCUGCGCCUUUACCAAUGAUAUUCGUCGGAAAUAAAUCCGAUGUGGAUUUAACUCGGCGAGAAAUCGACCGAGAUCACGCGGAAGCCAUCGUGCGUGAACAAUGGUCGUCCCAUCUGAUCGAAACAACAUGCCGCGAACGUGAAUCUGUAUAUAAAGCAUUUCAUCUUCUUUUGCAUUUAGCUAAUAUUAAUAUGACAUUGAAUUGUGAUAUAACACGUCGCUCAUCCGAUCCGAACUUAUCAUCGAAUAAAGAUCAACGUACAACUAAUAAACGGCAAAGUUGUGCACAACAAUGA
Adineta ricciae is the source of this 768-nucleotide messenger RNA. The record is from the annotation of a GenBank genome assembly. NCBI's taxonomy places the organism in Eukaryota, Metazoa, Rotifera, Eurotatoria, Adinetida, Adinetidae.